GUCGGUGUCCGAUAACACUAUCGUUACCGACGAUUUUGCACUCGGCUUGGCUAAUUUAUUGCUCGCGAAGUCGCGAAUUCUUCACAACCCAGAGGCCAGAGGUCUGAAAGUCUAGGGUGUCGCAUACAAAAUAUUGGCCAUGGCGUUAUUCGGUAAAUACUUGAGGAUCGGCAGUACUGUUAAACACGGAUUUCAAUCAUUUCCACAAUUAACCACAGUUAAAUAUAGUGUAUAUCCACCUCAUUUUGCUGAACCAGUCUUCAAAAAACAAGAAUUAGAUAAACUUUAUGAAUCUGGAGAGAUUGAGAAUUACAAACUGAUUCCAUUUAAAGCAGCAAGAAGUAACGAAACUUGUUCUAUAUUUCAUGAUCCUAUGGUUACAAAAUUUAUAAACUAUAUGCUUCUAAAGGGACAAAAAAAAUUGGCCAGGGAAGUCUUAGAAAAAACCUUUGAAAAAAUCAAAAAGCUACAGUUAGAGAAGUAUAAUAGAGAAACAGAUCCUGAGAAGAAAGCUUCAAUGAUUAUAGAUCCUGUAACUAUACUGAAAAAAGCUGUUGCUAACUCCAAACCACUUUUAAAAUUAACUGCUGUAAAACGAGGAGGAUCUUUUUACCAGGUUCCGGUACCAAUAACAGACAAAGAAUCUACAUUUUAUGCAUUGAGAUGGUUUGUACAAUGUGGACGCGAAAAAGACAAAUCCAUUAGUUUUGCUGACUUUAUGGCCACCGAAUUAAUCAAAGCAUCCAAUAAUGAUGGAAAAGUUGUGAAUAAGAAACUGGAUUUACAUAAACAAUGUGAGGCAAACAGAGCAUAUGCACACUAUCGUUGGAGUUAGGUCUUAUACAUGUUAUAUAAUAAUUGAUUUAAUUAAGUUAUGUAAUAAAUAUUUUUCUUAGUCAUGUAAUUUUUAUAGUUUUAUAUUAUUUCCAAUUUUUUUCUAAAUAUUAAAAAAAAAUUUACCUCUUA
Molecule: messenger RNA, 966 nt
Organism: Metopolophium dirhodum (rose-grain aphid)
Lineage: Eukaryota; Metazoa; Arthropoda; Insecta; Hemiptera; Aphididae
Gene: mRpS7
Product: small ribosomal subunit protein uS7m
Exons: 6
Coding region: 140-835 (231 amino acids)
Biological process (GO): ribosomal small subunit assembly; translation
Cellular component (GO): ribosome
Molecular function (GO): mRNA binding; structural constituent of ribosome; rRNA binding
Source: RefSeq, a predicted model, not a curated record